AUGGGGCAGCCGGGGGUGCCCCUGGCCCUGCUGGGGCUAGGGCUGUGCUGGGCAGCGGCGGCCGAUCGGCACACGGUGUUCUGGAACAGCUCCAACCCCCGGUUUCUGUGGAGUGACUACACAGUGGAGGUUCGUCUCAAUGACUACCUGGAUAUCAUCUGCCCACACUACGAGGAGGGCACCGUGGACCCCCGGGCCAUGGAGCGUUACACCCUGUACUUGGUGGAGCUCGAGGAGUACCAGGCCUGCAAGCCCCGCUCCAAGGAGCAGAUCCGCUGGGAAUGUGACAAACCCAGCGCCCUGCACGGCCCCGAGAAAUUCUCAGAGAAGUUCCAGCGCUUCACUCCCUUCACACUGGGCAAGGAGUUCAGGGAGGGGCACAGCUACUACUACAUCUCCAAGCCCAUCCACCACCAUGGUGAAGCCUGCCUGAAGCUGAAGGUGACGGUGACAGGCAAAGGCACUCCGGCACCGCCUGCCCCGGCCUCGACACAGAAGGGGAGGAUCCAGGCAGAUGAUGCAGCUGCACACGUGCUGAGGAGCGUGGGGCAGAACUCGGCCAUGCGCAGCAGCAGCCGCCCCUUCACCUUCAUCAGCCUCCUCCUGCCCCUCCUGGUGCCGCAGGGGCUCUGA
Cinclus cinclus is the source of this 633-nucleotide messenger RNA. It is a transcript of the gene EFNA1, whose product is annotated as ephrin A1. Gene Ontology annotation, molecular function: ephrin receptor binding. Gene Ontology annotation, cellular component: plasma membrane. Lineage: Eukaryota; Metazoa; Chordata; Aves; Passeriformes; Cinclidae. The transcript has 5 exons. Gene Ontology annotation, biological process: ephrin receptor signaling pathway; axon guidance. Bases 1 to 633 code for a protein of 210 amino acids. The record is from RefSeq and is a predicted model, not a curated record.